Pseudogymnoascus destructans is the source of this 1463-nucleotide messenger RNA. RefSeq lists its product as uncharacterized. The transcript is spliced from 7 exons. The coding region runs from base 1 to 1359 and encodes 452 amino acids. The record is from RefSeq and is a predicted model, not a curated record. NCBI's taxonomy places the organism in Eukaryota, Fungi, Ascomycota, Leotiomycetes, Thelebolales, Thelebolaceae. Gene Ontology annotation, molecular function: GTP binding; GTPase activity.
AUGGCGCAGGCCCCGGGUAGUUCAUACAACAACCCGUUGAAGAAGUUCAAGUUGGUGUUUCUGGGCGAGCAGAGUGUUGGCAAGACCUCCUUAAUAACACGGUUCAUGUACGAUUCGUUCGACAAUAUGUACCAAGCCACGAUCGGUAUCGACUUCUUAUCAAAAACGAUGUACCUUGAGGACCGAACAGUCCGUUUACAACUAUGGGAUACGGCUGGGCAGGAGCGUUUCCGCAGUUUGAUUCCGUCGUACAUACGCGAUUCAAGUGUUGCAGUGGUGGUCUACGAUAUCUCCAAUGCGAAGUCGUUCCAGAACACGCGUAAAUGGGUAGACGACGUCCGGGGCGAGCGAGGGAACGAUGUCAUCAUUGUUCUGGUGGGAAACAAGACGGAUUUGAACGAUAGGCGGGAAGUGACGACGCAGCAGGGCGAGGAGGAGGCGAAGAAGAACAACCUGAUGUUCAUCGAGACGAGCGCGAAGGUCGGGCAUAACAUUAAGAACCUGUUCAGGAGGAUUGCUCAGGCCUUGCCGGGAAUGGAGGGGGCCGACAGUGCUGCGUCUGCUGGGAACCAAAUGAUCGAUGUGAACAUCAACAACUCAACCCAGUCGCAAGAGGGCUAUGGAGAAGGGAGAAGGGAGGAGAAGGGAGAAGGGAGAAGGGAGAAGGGAGAAGGGAGAAGGGAGAAGGGAGAAGGGAGAAGGGAGAAGGGAGAAGGGAGAAGGGAGAAGGGAGAAGGGAGAAGGGAGAAGGGAGAAGGGAGAAGGGAGAAGGGAGAAGGGAGAAGGGAGAAGGGAGAAGGGAGAAGGGAGAAGGGAGAAGGGAGAAGGGAGAAGGGAGAAGGGAGAAGGGAGAAGGGAGAAGGGAGAAGGGAGAAGGGAGAAGGGAGAAGGGAGAAGGGAGAAGGGAGAAGGGAGAAGGGAGAAGGGAGAAGGGAGAAGGGAGAAGGGAGAAGGGAGAAGGGAGAAGGGAGAAGGGAGAAGGGAGAAGGGAGAAGGGAGAAGGGAGAAGGGAGAAGGGAGAAGGGAGAAGGGAGAAGGGAGAAGGGAGAAGGGAGAAGGGAGAAGGGAGAAGGGAGAAGGGAGAAGGGAGAAGGGAGAAGGGAGAAGGGAGAAGGGAGAAGGGAGAAGGGAGAAGGGAGAAGGGAGAAGGGAGAAGGGAGAAGGGAGAAGGGAGAAGGGAGAAGGGAGAAGGGAGAAGGGAGAAGGGAGAAGGGAGAAGGGAGAAGGGAGAAGGGAGAAGGGAGAAGGGAGAAGGGAGAAGGGAGAAGGGAGAAGGGAGAAGGGGAAGGGUGGACCUUGGAGCUCGUCGAUGUGGCUGUAUUCGACCUUGAUGCAUUAUGUGGACGUGGGAGAUCUUGAGCAUAGCGGUUCUGGCGAGCCUUGUAUGAUAGUAUGAUAGCAGAUAGUAUGAUAGCAUUGAAGAUACGCCUGGCUUGAGCACAGGAGUGUUCGUAGGCCUAUGA